Mercurialis annua (annual mercury) is the source of this 1407-nucleotide messenger RNA. RefSeq lists its product as uncharacterized. The record is from RefSeq and is a predicted model, not a curated record. The coding region runs from base 1 to 1407 and encodes 468 amino acids. The transcript is spliced from 5 exons. Lineage: Eukaryota; Viridiplantae; Streptophyta; Magnoliopsida; Malpighiales; Euphorbiaceae.
AUGAAGAGAGCUCUUUUGGCUAAGAACAAGAUGAAACUGGUUGAUGGAUCAAUUUCUGUGCCUACAAAGGAUAAUCCAAUGUAUUCUGUGUGGGAACGAAGAAAUAAUCUAGUGAUGUCUUGGAUCCAAAAAUUAGUUUCUCCUCCUAUUAGCAAGAGCAUUGAAUGGAUUGAUGCUGCUCUGGAAGCAUGGAUUGAUCUUGAGUCAAGAUUUGCAUUAGGAGAUGCAUAUAGAGUCUCACUAUUUCUAUCCGAGCCUUUUCCUCUCUUUUGUUGUCGUCUCUUUUAUCCUCGUCUUUUUUCUGUAGUUGAAUACUUCACACAUCUCAAAGAAAUGUGGGAUGAACUUAUCAAUCUGAGGCCUAUUCCAGGUUGCAACUGUGAUCCUCAAUGUACGUAUGGAGGUUAUGAAAAGAUAAGGAAUUACAGGGACAAUGAUGCUGCUAUAAAGUUCCUAAAGGGACUUAAUGAGAAUUUUGCUACGUUGAAAUCAAAAAUCUUGAUUAUGGAUCCAUUGCCAAAUCUAAAUAGAAGUGCAAAUUCCAAUGUUCACAAUGCUGGUUUCACUCCUAAUGCUGGCAAUUUUCAGAAAAAGGGAAACUACAAGAAGUUUUCAAAUAAUAGUAUGAUGAAGUGCACUCAUUGUGGAUACUCAGGUCACACAGUAGACAUCUGCUAUAUAAAGCAUGGCUUUCCUCCAAACUACAAGUCAAAGGGAAGAUCUCAAAAUUCUUCACAUAUUAAUCAAGUGGAAUGUGCUAAAGCUGAAACUAAUCAUCAGCUUGAGAGAGCACUAUUCACAACUCAUGUCAAUACAAUCUCAACUACUGUCAAUUCCAUAGGCAAUGAAUCAGGUAUAAUAUCUCUAUCCUUCUUUGAGAAAUCAUAUUCACAAAAGGAAAAAUGGAUCAUAGAUAGUGGUGCAAAAAACCAUAUUAUUUGCUCUUUGAGUUAUUUCAAACAUUACAAAGUUGUUUCAAAUUGUUUUGUGCAUUUACCAAACAAUCAAACUACUCAAGUUCCUCAUGUUGGUACUAUGCAUCUUUCAAACACAUUCAUUCUUCAAAAAGAUAUCCAAACAAUAAUGAGGACGAUUGGAUCAGCUAGAAAGCUUCAUGGAUUAUACAUCCUUGACAAACCUCAUUUUCCUAUAAUCAAGCUUGCAGCUGCUACAACCGCACAACAACUUUUUCCUGCACUUAUUGAACCUUCUCAACUCUGGCACUAUAGAUUAGGUCAUCUUUCAGAUUCUAGAAUGGAUGUAUUUAAUUCAAUAGAUUCAAGAAUUACAAAACCAAAACUUCAUCAUUGUGAAGUCUGUCAUUUUGCUAAGCAAAAGAAAAUUCCAUUUCACAUUAGUACUUUAACUGUAAAAUCCAAUUUUGAUCUAAUACACAUGGGUAUUUGA